Messenger RNA from Rangifer tarandus platyrhynchus (Svalbard reindeer), 348 nucleotides. The record is from the annotation of a GenBank genome assembly. NCBI's taxonomy places the organism in Eukaryota, Metazoa, Chordata, Mammalia, Artiodactyla, Cervidae.
AUGUCGGCUCCCAAGGACCCCAGGUGGAAAUUCGAAUCCUUAAUACGACUUAUAAGGUCUCUCAGACUUCAGUCCGCGGCGAACCUCUCCGGCUUCACGAGCCCCUCAAAUACUAACAACGUGCACCUGGAAGCCUGGAGAGGGUGGGCAUCGCCUCACCUCGGCCCCGGCCCGCACGGGGAAACCUGCCGCUCAGGCGUCAACCUGCUUCCAAGCGUCUCCGGGAGGAAGCCCGCGCUCGGUCCCUCGGCUCCCGCCCCCGGUCUGGCGCCCCCGUUUACCUGUCGGCUCCAGACUCAGAUGCGCUCUGAGGGGCCGCCAGUGAACCCGCAUACAUUUCCUAUGUGA